Messenger RNA from Pseudomyrmex gracilis, 1238 nucleotides. RefSeq lists its product as uncharacterized. NCBI's taxonomy places the organism in Eukaryota, Metazoa, Arthropoda, Insecta, Hymenoptera, Formicidae. The record is from RefSeq and is a predicted model, not a curated record. The coding region runs from base 425 to 733 and encodes 102 amino acids. The transcript is spliced from 5 exons.
GUCGAAACGUUGUUAUGCUUCAUUUAUAUACAUCAUGAAUAAAUAAUAUUACCAUCACAUAUUCGCACAACAACACCCAUGUAUUUAGUUCCAACUGCCUGUCACAUUGAAAUUUAUAUAUUUUUAAAACUAUUUGUCCUUUCUUUGAAUUAUCUUUCAUAUAUUCUUUAUCUAGGCAAUAUUAGGCAGUAUGAAACAUACUGAAAAAGGUGUUAUGUAUACUCUUUCUCAUUCUUGGCUUCGGACCGGUCUUCUCAGUAGCGGAAGUAACAUAACAGUAAUUAAGUAAUGUGUUGAAAUAUUUUCCAACCUUCAUCAAUAUUAUGGUAACAAAUGGCAAACACGGCGAAAACUUUUAACUCCUACUUUUCAUUAUAAUGUACUGAAAAACUUUGUUGAUAUUUUCGUCAAGGAGACAAAUAAAAUGAUUGUAAACUUGAAAAAUAAUAAAAGACCAGUUAUAAAAGAGUUACGGCCAUUUGUAAGCGAACAUAUACUGAACUUAAUAUGCGAAACAGCUAUGGACGUUUCGCUAAACAAUUCUACUGGAUCCAAAACUUACCGUCAUGCUUUUGAACAGAUGAGUGAUAUUCUUAUGCAUAGAGUUACAAGACCUUGGCUAUAUAAAGAGUGGAUAAAUGCAUUGUUUCCAACAGGCAGGCAACAGAAAAGUUCUGAAGACCUUACAUGGUUUCACAGAAAAAAUUAUUGCGGAGAGGAAACAUUAUCAUAAAAUUGAGUAGAUAAGUCCUCGUGAAAUCUUCGUAACGUUCGGACAAGGCCAAUACGAGGAAGAAACAAGUUGUUUGCGUAUUGAGUGUAGAUAUUUAUUAACUUAAAAAUACCAAACGUUUCGAUCCUGGUUUUGGAUCAUCUUCAGUGGUAACUACAAAGUUUAAUAUAAAGGAAUAUAAAUAGUGUUCGUGUAUAAUGGAUUUUUUACAAAAACCAAACAAGUAUUUAAAUGUCAUCAAACUUACAAUGCUUUUUUCGAAAAAAUAAUUAAACAAGGUCUUGCAUCAGCAAGUGAAGACAAUGCUCGUAAAAAUACAAUUCAAUUCCUAAGUGGUGUCUAAAAAGUAUUCGUGAGUUAAAAUCAGAGGUAUAAAAUGUGAAUAUAUAAAAGCGUCUAUUACUUGUCACAAAGGAAUAAAGUCGUUGAACUGCACGGUGACGAAAAACAUUAUCCCCACUGAUAAUGGUAGUACUGAUGCUCAACCUUCGUAUGCUGUCGGAAC